Chaetomium fimeti is the source of this 1350-nucleotide messenger RNA. RefSeq names its product enolase C-terminal domain-like protein. Gene Ontology annotation, molecular function: magnesium ion binding; L-fuconate dehydratase activity. NCBI's taxonomy places the organism in Eukaryota, Fungi, Ascomycota, Sordariomycetes, Sordariales, Chaetomiaceae. Bases 1 to 1350 code for a protein of 449 amino acids. The record is from RefSeq and is a predicted model, not a curated record. The transcript is spliced from 2 exons. Gene Ontology annotation, biological process: amino acid catabolic process; carbohydrate catabolic process.
AUGGCCGAGAUCACCAUCACUGGCUGGACGACACGGGAUGUCCGGUUCCCUACCUCGCUAGACAAGACCGGCUCAGAUGCUAUGAAUGCCGCCGGCGACUAUUCGGCCGCCUACUGCAUCCUACAGACCGACUCCGCCUACACGGGCCAUGGCAUGACUUUCACCAUCGGCCGCGGCAACGACAUAGUCUGCGCCGCCAUCAACCAUGUGGCUGAGCGCGUCAAAGGACGCACCCUCUCCAGCCUGGUCGCCCACUGGGGCAACACCUGGCGCCACCUCGUCAAUGACAGCCAGCUCCGCUGGAUCGGCCCGGAAAAGGGCGUGAUCCACCUGGCCCUGGGCGCCGUCGUUAACGCCAUCUGGGACCUCUGGGCCAAGACGCUCAACAAGCCCGUGUGGCGCGUCGUGGCCGAGAUGACGCCCCAGCAGUUCGUCGACUGCAUCGACUUCCGCUACAUCACCGACGCCGUGACCCCGGAGGAGGCUCUCGCCAUCCUGCAGGAAUCCGAGGCCGGCAAGGCCGACCGCCUGCGCGACGCCGAGCGCAGCCGCGCCGUGCCCGCCUACACCACCAGCGCCGGCUGGCUCGGCUACGGCGAGGACAAGAUGCGCGGCCUGCUGCGCGAGACCCUCGACAAGGGCUACCGCCACUUCAAGCUCAAGGUCGGCGGGAGCCUCGAGGCUGACCGGCGGCGGCUGACCAUCGCGCGCGAGAUCAUCGGCUACGAUAAUGGCAACGUGCUCAUGGUGGACGCCAACCAGGUGUGGUCGGUACCCGAGGCCAUCGCGUACAUGAAGCAGCUGGCUGAGUUCAAGCCGUGGUUCAUCGAGGAGCCGACAUCGCCCGACGACAUCCUCGGCCACAAGGCGGUGCGGGACGCCCUGCGCCCGCACGGCAUCGGCGUCGCCACGGGUGAGAUGUGCCAGAACCGCGUCAUCUUCAAGCAGCUGCUCAUGGCCGGCGCCAUCGACGUCUGCCAGAUCGACGCCUGCCGCAUGGGCGGCGUCAACGAGGUCCUGGCCGUCCUGCUCAUGGCCAAGAAGUACGGCGUCCCCAUCGUGCCCCACUCCGGCGGCGUCGGCCUGCCUGAAUACACACAGCACCUCAGCACCAUCGACUAUGUCGUCGUCAGCGGGCAGCUGUCCGUGCUCGAGUACGUCGACCACCUGCACGAGCACUUCCGCUACCCGUCUGUGAUCAAGGAUGGAUUCUAUCAGACCCCCACAGAGCCGGGGUACAGCGUUGAGAUGAAGCCCGAGAGCAUGGACCGCUAUGAGUACCCGGGAGGGGAGAGUAGUUGGUGGAAGAGCGAGGAGGCUAGGCCGAUAUUGGAGGGAGAGAAGAUAUAA